UUUUCGGGUCUCAUGAUCUUAGUAAGAUUUUUUUAAGAUCUUAGACAAAUGUAAGCGAAAUCUUACUAAGAUCUUAACAAGAUUUUUCUAAGAUCUUAGUAAGAUUUGAGUAAGUUUUUCACUAGGGGAACAUGAACGUGAUGCACAUGACAAUUAUCAAAAUGUUACAGAAAUAUGCGUUCAAAGAAAAAAUAUCGAUAAUGAUGGCGAUAAAAGUUGUCAUCAACAGGAGCAGCAGCGAUAUAAAAAUGUUAUCCAAUUACAUUUAGAUGGAAAUUGUUCAUCAUUGGCACAUUUUAUUUAUUUGGAUAAUCUCAUUAUAUGGCCUAAUUUAAAGAAAUUAACCUUUCAUGGUAUAAUUUUAUCACAUGUACUAUUAGAAAUUGUAAAGUGUGUUUUGAAUACAAUAAAAUCAAUACAAUUGGGUAUCGUAAAUUUCAUCGAAUUAUUUGACACUAAUCAUAUAGAACUGGAGUUGGUCGAAAAUAUUAUCAUAACAGUGAAUAGUGAUGAUUAUCAUCCUAUUACUAUUAAAUUUAUUGAACAACUACGUCAUUUAUCGCCAAGAUUAGAAAAACUUCACAUUUGCGCAGUUCGAAGUCUUGAUGAAGCACUGCUAAUUAAUGGUCUCACUUUGGCUGGAGGAAAUGGAGAAAGCAAUGGAAUCAAUCAACUCUCAAACCCAUUGGGUUUGUAUGUUAAUGAUGAUCAAACAAUCUAUAUCGCUGAUCGAGCGAAUCACCGUAUUGUGGAAUGGCAAUGGGAUGCGACGACUGGCCAAGUGGUUGCCGGUGGAAAUGGACAAGGAAGUGGGACUCAUCAGUUGUCUCACCCAUUAGAUGUGAUUGUCGACAAGGAGAGAGAUAGUCUCAUCAUCUGCGAUUAUUCGAAUAGAAGAGUGGUUCGAUGGCCUCGUCGAAAUGGGACAAGUGGAGAAACAAUCAUCUCCAACAUCGAUUGUGUGGGUUUGACAAUGGACGAGAAUGGAUCUCUCUAUGUCGUUGACAAUGGAAAAGAUGAAGUGAGACGAUAUCGAAGAGGAGAAUCUCAAGGAACAGUGAUUGCAGGUGGCAAUGGAAGUGGAAAUCGUCUCGAUCAACUCUCUUACCCACGAUACGUAUUCGUCGAUCGAGAUCAUUCAGUAUACGUGUCUGAUUUGGUAAAUCAUCGUGUGAUGAAAUGGGUGGAAGGUGCAAAACAAGGCAUUGUCGUGGCUGGUGGUCAAGGAAGUUGA
Molecule: messenger RNA, 1234 nt
Organism: Didymodactylos carnosus
Lineage: Eukaryota; Metazoa; Rotifera; Eurotatoria; Philodinida; Philodinidae
Source: the annotation of a GenBank genome assembly